AAAAAGCUAGCGCAUCAUGUCUGUGUUGCAAACAUCAGCGGUACAUGAUUAUAUCUAAAUGCACCAUAAUUCAUCUCAAUUCGGCGGGGUCAUGCCUGAGCCCGUAGCAGAAACAUGCAUUCAGUAUGUUUUUGGCUAUAAUUUUCUUUGCUGUUACAAUACAGAUACAGGCAUGAAAAAUGAUCCGCUAGAAGCCUUUUUUGCUGCUAUCCGGCAAUGCGCUCGUCGAGACUUGGAAUUCGAUCUACAACGAUAAAGGAGGGGCCCGAGGUUCCUACCCGGGUCUAGCGCCGCCUGAGGCCUCCGCUAUAAUAUGCAGCGCAACUUAUAAAUAUGGCAUUUUUGUGCCCACUGGGCACUGUGAAACUGGGUUGAAGAGUCGUGCGCAAACUCGCAAAAACCAUGUGCCCAGCCGGUCACAGGCACGGAAGCGAAAUUAUUUUGUGCAUGGGCAGCAAAGGAGGUUCUCGCUGUGCUGCCUCUUACGUGGCACACCUUCCCAAGAAAUAACACGAAGCGCUGCACCUGCAGCAGUCUUCUCAUACAUAAAAGUUGUUGAAGAUCCUCGAGAUAAGCCUUUAAUGUUGACACGGCUCCACGAAGCCUAAGCCUUCGAAGCCUGUCUCUACUUUGUUUUCCAGCUUUAUUGCCAGCCUAUCGAAGUGGAAUAGGAAGUGCUGCAAAAUGAGCUGUGUGGUAAUGGAAGUCUAAGUAUGCAUCUACUUCUUGUCAUCUUGCGCUGACUGACACGAGUGCCAACUCAGAUUUCGCACGGUUUUUACAGUCGAUCGAUGAAAGGACAUUGUAACAACCGGCAAGACACAGACGCAAAGCGCGGGGAGAGUGCAAAGCGGGUAGAUGUUAUCAAAUGAAAUAGUGCUAACUUUGACGGUUUAUUUCACAGAUUGCAAUGAUCAUGCAUGACAAUACUUUCCCCGUAGCACGCAAGCCGUGUUGUCCCGUAGCACGCAAGCCGUGCAAUACAAAUUCGGACACCUCUUUUUCUGAUGCAUUACUGCAUGCCGAAUUCCGUUAACGUUGGACGUUUUUUCUUGUGAUAUUUGUCUUGGUGGACACCUUGGCCAAACUUAGCGCGGACGAUAUCAACUGCAAAAGUAAGUGCGCGCCAGAGGAGAUGGAGGAAGUGCAGCUGUUUAUUACCAAACCUGAUUGCAAUUUUUGUUGAAAAUUGAUAUAUUCAUAUUCUUAAACUAACACUCGACGAAAAAAGAUGUUGAGUGGUGUUUUCAACUCGAUAGGGGGUUUUUACAUCGCAGACAACGCUAGCGCUUUUCACACAGGGCGGGGCACUUUUCACCCUGACAGACAGCGACAAGCUGCUAACCGAGUACAUGUCCAGCGCCAAACAAAACAUGGAAAAGUGGGCACUGGAAGCCACGGACAGCGCACGGAAGAAGAGCGGAGAUGCGACGGUGGAGGUCCGGGUUAUCGAAGGUGAUUCCUUGUUGACGACGCGCUACUUCACGGAGCUAUAUGGGGAAACUUUCGUCGUUUUAAACAUGGCAAAUGCCUUUUCCGUGGGGGGUGGUGUGAAGUUCGGCGCUGCGGCGCAGGAAGAAAAUCUGUUUCGACGUUCCAGCUGCCUACUGCAGCUUCGACCCGUAGAGGUGAAACGAAACCCCGAUGGGUCGCUGAAAGACCCGAGUAAGUAUACCCGAACGAGCAGCGCCCUGAUCAAUGGCAAGAACGACGUGGUUGAGCUAGACGUAGACAAACCGCGCGUGUGCGUGAAGGGGGCCGAGGACAAGGCGCACCCGGCACUCGGGUACGAGUGGCUGGCCGCCGAGGAGGCGUUUCUGUGGUACGAGAUGCGGGUAUGAGACUGCGCAACUCCCUCUCCCCCUCAUCUGUAUUGAUGCGACGUGGAAAGCAAUGCAAAAGCAAACACCCCCACCUCCUGUGGAGCCUGUGCAUGACAAGUUCUUCAUGCGCCUAGUGUAGUACCGUUUGUGCUUCCGGAGCCGAUGUCAUGCAAACGGUAGCACAAAGCGCAAGCAGCGCUUAGAUUUGGCAUCUUGCAUGAUAAAUGCGGUUCUGACCCUAGAUCUCCUGCGUCCGUAGCUGGUUGCGACGAUGGUGCAGGGGUUUUUGAUGAGGUGCGGUCGGGUAUGCAUGACAAAUGAGGUGGAGGGGGAGUUGUACACACUCAUAGCAGGCGGCGGCGGUGCACUACCCGAAGCCGAACCCUACCAACUGGGACCGCGCCGAGGCCAAAAAACGGAUCAAGGCGCAGUUCGCGACCAUGCGGGCCAAGGGGAAAAAGUUCGCAAUUCUGUCCGCCUUUGGAUGUGGGGCGUUCAACCAGCCAGGUGACAAGGUGGCGCAAGUGUACAAGGAAGUCAUCGAGGAAGAGAAAGCCGGGUUCGCGGGGGGUGCCCUGAUUUUUGCGAUUAUUUCCCCCUACGGGCCGCAGAACCAGCACAUGUUCGCGCAAGUGCUGUCGCCGACUGGACAACCCGAGAAAUUAGAGGAAUUGGCUCCUAUCACUAGUACCAGCUCGACUAGUACCACGUCGUGCAAUUGCUAAUGCGGAAGGUGAUUCAACAGGUGCACAUGGACGUGCGCUGAUACUGAUACUAUGUAUCACAACAGGAACAGAUCUUUAAGAUUGAGUUUAAAUUAUAAAAAGCAAUGUCAAUGAAAAUGAUAUUGUACUUCACGAGCGCGAGGGUCGUACUUUUUUCAUUUAUUAGAUUUAUGAAACUUGUCUUAUGCUCUUACUCAGAACCCUGCUCUGUUUUCACACAGUUUUCUGGUUGUAUGCGCAUCAACUAAGAGUUUCUAACUCAUUCUGUCUAGAAGUACUCUCUAGGCUCCACUAUUCUAUUGACGAUGACGUUUCGUCAGUUUUCUAGGUCGUGAGCGGAGUGGAAAGAUUUAGUUAGCAAAACCAGAUGAUUCAAGCACCGACGAAGAACUGUGACCCCCAGCGGGGGCACAGAAAAUUUUGUAUGAAGACGUACCUGGUAGGCACGCGUCAGCAUCUGCUAGAGGGCGAGGUGCGAGAUGUGCGGCGCAGUCAGCUCGCAGCUGAAGCUGCUGCACAUCUAAAAACCGUGGCAAAAUCGAUCGAGAUGACGCUUGUAGCGAG
This is a messenger RNA of Amoebophrya sp. A120, 3112 nucleotides long. NCBI's taxonomy places the organism in Eukaryota, Dinophyceae, Syndiniales, Amoebophryaceae. The record is from the annotation of a GenBank genome assembly.